This is a messenger RNA of Didymella exigua CBS 183.55, 1434 nucleotides long. RefSeq lists its product as uncharacterized. Bases 62 to 1243 code for a protein of 393 amino acids. The record is from RefSeq and is a predicted model, not a curated record. Gene Ontology annotation, cellular component: SAGA complex; DUBm complex. The transcript has 2 exons. Gene Ontology annotation, molecular function: transcription coactivator activity. Gene Ontology annotation, biological process: regulation of transcription by RNA polymerase II; positive regulation of DNA-templated transcription. NCBI's taxonomy places the organism in Eukaryota, Fungi, Ascomycota, Dothideomycetes, Pleosporales, Didymellaceae.
GUAGCCUGCAGCGCCCGGGACUGCCUGCUGCAUUGCCAACAUCGCCAUUGCGACCAGCAGCAUGUCGGAGGACGCAGCCGCCGAGUCUGCGUCGGGUCUGCCGUCAGAUGUAUUGCCGGAUCUGAUCCAAGAAAUCCUCGAGGCUGCACUAUCGAAUAUCGUCUUGCAGACAGCGCUGUCAUGCCAUCGUUCGGAGAAGCUGCUGCGCAUGCAAUCCGCCGCCACACAAGCCGAGUCCAUCGCCCUUUCCACCCUCGAACCAGCCUCACAGAAAGCCGGGACAAACAGCCAACCUGCGAUACCCAGUGGCGAAACGACCGCUGCGCGAUACGAGAACGGCCGAGUAUUUUUGAAGGGUAACCCGCUCAAGACGACACCGGAGAUGAUCUGCCCGCACUGCAAGCUGCCGCGGCUAAUGCACCCGAUCAUGGGCAAGGGCAUGCAGAACCCAGAUCUGACCAAGGAGUACUGCCUGCUCUACCCCUGGGUCCAGCGAUCAGGCCACGAUGUCUACGGCAAUCCAUUCCCUACUGACAUGGCCAAGAGUAAGAAGGAGCGGGAGCUUAUCAAGCAGCAACAGAAGAACGCAGACAAGGAGAGCGUGGGCACACCAGGCUCGCAAGACACAGAGAUGGCCGGUGACGCAAAGGAAAUCAAGCUCAACACAGGCGGCAAGCCCGCCUCAUACAUCCCCUGGCACACGUGCCCGAACUGCAAGCGCUCGCUGCUCAUCACACGUUUCGCACAACAUCUAGAGAAAUGCCUCGGCAUCUCCGGGCGUCAGUCAAGUCGCAAUGCCAUGGCCAAAAUCGUAGGCCAAAACGGCACAGGUUCAGGUCUCGGCAACACACCCCUCGGCAGCCGCCUAGGUACACCAGUACCAGGCUCACACGGCGACGGCCCCAAGGCGAAGGGUAAGGGUAUCAGUCCUAUGAAGAAGCUGGCGCAAGGCGAAGACGACGUAGACGAGCUCGGCGACGAUACGCCAGAACGCAAGAAGAAAAAGAAGAGCUCGUACAUCAAGAAGGCGGAUCGCGAUAAAGGCAGCAGUGCUGGCAGUCUGAAGGUCAAGCUCAAGACUGGUCGACCCGACGUGGAGCGCAAAGCUAGCGAGACAAGCGAGCGCAGUGACGGCAAGAGAGAGAGGGACGGCGAUGAGGGCGAGGAGCCGCGGAAAAAGAAGAUCAAGCUGAGCUUGGGAGGGAAAGAAAGGGCCAGCGCAAGCGUCGAGCCUGGGGAUUAAGGGCUGCGAGAUGUACAAUAUCUGGGUGGAUGGCAUCAACAGGCGUUUUGGCAUUUCAUGGGUGGGGAUACCAUAACGGAAAGGAGAUCGAGAUCGACCAGGGGCGUUCUUGCUUUCGUUUGAUUUCUUACUUGUCACUCUAUCAUCGCAACGUACGAUGCAUUGGACUGGAACGAGAUAUCGAGUCUAUU